Molecule: messenger RNA, 1212 nt
Organism: Ipomoea triloba (trilobed morning glory)
Lineage: Eukaryota; Viridiplantae; Streptophyta; Magnoliopsida; Solanales; Convolvulaceae
Product: probable F-box protein At5g04010
Exons: 1
Coding region: 308-1078 (256 amino acids)
Biological process (GO): gibberellic acid mediated signaling pathway; SCF-dependent proteasomal ubiquitin-dependent protein catabolic process
Cellular component (GO): SCF ubiquitin ligase complex
Molecular function (GO): protein binding
Source: RefSeq, a predicted model, not a curated record
CAGAGCACCACACGCCAAGCGCAAGUUUAACGUCUCAUCUCGUAAACGGUAAACGUGCACACAAGCAUUACCCCUCCCGCCUCGACUCUCACCGCAAAUUCCACGUCACCCUUCCGCAUCGCCACGUGUCGAUGCACGCAACGCCGUGGUCAGACGUGGCACCCUCUCGCCAUGCUUUUCUUCCCAUUCCACCAUGUGUCUCUUCCAUGCUCCGAAACUCAGACCGAACGUUUUAAAACCCCAAUAGAAUUCAUAGUUUUCUGCAGGGCGUUAAGGAAAUCUUUUGGAGUGUUUUUAAUUUGGAGGAAUGAUGAUGAUGGCGGCGAUCACUCCGGCGAAGCGUACGCCGCCGCAGUGGCAGGUGAUUGCUCUGGUGGCGAACCAUUUGGAUCCAAAAUCGCUAGCGGUGGCCUCGUGCGUCUGCAAAUUGUGGUUUAUUUCUAUGUCCUCCGAUCACCUAUGGCGCUCCAUCUGCACCGCGCGGUUCCCUUCUCUCUCGGCUCUCCGCCUCGCCGACCCGGGCGUCCCGUACCGGAGACUAUACGCGCUCGGGCGCGUGUCGGAGACGCGCCGCCUCAGGAAACGGCCUCCGCCGCCUCUGCUCUCCAUGUCCAGCAUCAUCUUCGCCGUCAACGUCUCCCACAACGGCUCGUCCCUCAUCGCCGUGGUGAAGCCCGGGAGGGAGCUCGACGUCGACCGGAACGGCGUUUUCCGGUUCGACGUCGACGUGGCCGGGGGCGGGAGUUUGGCGGGAAUGCAGGCGGUGCGUGAUCUGAGAGUGACGUGGGACGUUGUGUUGGAAGGGUACCAGUGUAAAUUCACAAUGUUGGACUGCGAAGGGAAAGGGAACUUGGUGUCUGGAUUGGAAGCGUGGUACUCGGAGGAGCUUCCGCCGCCGGGAUGCUGCUCCAACGACGCCGUGAGCGGCCUCGUGUCGGAUCUGAGAUUGGUAUUUAAGGAAAGCUGUGGAAGAAUAGUGGUGGCGAAUAUGAGCUUAGGGUUACUGAAUAUAGUGAGCUGGAGAUAUGUUCUAGUGGUUGAUACUCUCAGAUAUUUGCAGCAUUUUCUUUUGCCCUAAUAUCAGUUCGAGUUUCAUUGGAAGCAAUAUUGACUCUUUAUGCAAUUUAUUGGUUUCAGAAACAAGUUAGAAUUUCAAUGUGAGCAAUAUUGACUCUUUAGUUUCAGUGGGAGUAAUAUUAACUCUUUAUGCAA